AUGGCACUGCAGAGAGAUGUGGGCACUGUAUUGGCGCUAGUUACCAUGGCACUGCAGAGAGAUGUGGGCACUGUAUUGGCGCUAGUUACCAUGGCACUGCAGAGAGAUGUGGGCACUGUAUUGGCGCUAGUUACCAUGGCACUGCAGAGGGAUGUGGGCACUGUAUUGGCGCUAGUUACCAUGGCACUGCAGAGAGAUGUGGGCACUGUAUUGGUGCUAGUUACCAUGGCACUGCAGAGAGAUGUGGGCACUGUAUUGGUGCUAGUUACCAUGGCACUGCAGAGAGAUGUGGGCACUGUAUUGGCGCUAGUUACCAUGGCACUGCAGAGAGAUGUGGGCACUGUAUUGGCGCUAGUUACCAUGGCACUGCAGAGAGACGUGAGCACUGUAUUGGCGCUAGUUACCAUGGCACUGCAGAGAGACGUGGGCACUGUAUUGGCGCUAGUUACCAUGGCACUGCAGAGAGAUGUGGGCACUGUAUUGGCGCUAGUUACCAUGGCACUGCAGAGAUGUGGGCACUGUAUUGGCGCUAGUUACCAUGGCACUGCAGAGAUGUGGGCACUGUAUUGGCGCUAG
Messenger RNA from Pelobates cultripes (western spadefoot toad), 576 nucleotides. The record is from the annotation of a GenBank genome assembly. NCBI's taxonomy places the organism in Eukaryota, Metazoa, Chordata, Amphibia, Anura, Pelobatidae.